UUAAAAUAUAUGCAUGGUUUGAAAAUGAUGGUCAAUUACACCUACUGGUUUGUUCUAGUACACUGUACAAUUAGACUAUUCUGAAAUUCAGAAAAUUACUUUACAAAACCAGUCUACACAUGCACACAUCAAACUGAACACACUGUCAUAACACAGAUGCAUCGAUGGGGAAGUAACAUAUGGGGAAGUUAUAGGAAAAUGACUAAUUGCAAAUUUGCCUGCAUCUUGAACACUUUUCUACCUGGACAACUGGGACAUUUUUAUUGUGUCAGUUAUGACAAGACCCAACCUGAGCAAAGCUCAUGGACAGCCACACCUAUAAGAAGAGCUGGAAUGCUUUUGUCUUUGGCAGGAGGGUAUAUACAGCAUUACACAACUUGUUCUUGCACCAGGGAGUUUCGCCAUCAUGACUCAAAACAGAUCCAUCAUGAUGAAAAGGACCCCAACUCUCUAUCUGCUGUUCAUCUCAGGAUUUUGCUACCUCACAGUGGGAUCUUCAGACUUUCACCUUAUUACUCUUUUAAAGAACUACCAAGAAGCGAAGAGCCACUGCAGAGAGAUGUACACUGAUUUAGCUACAGUCCACGACGCGACAGAUAUGAACAAUUUGAUUACUUUGGUUUCAAAUACCACUCCCAGAGCCUGGAUAGGACUGGAGAAUGACAAUGUAUGGAUGUGGCACUGGUCUUGGCCUGAUCAAAAAGUGGAUUUUUUUAAAUGGAGGGCAGGGGAACCUAAAGAAAAGAAUGAAGAUGCAUGUGCAGCAAUGGAUGAACGUGGUGAAUGGUUUGAAAGCAGCUGUGGGACUAAAAGAAGGUUUCUUUGUCAUGGCAAUAGUGAUACCGGUGGUCACAUGUUUGUUUCUGAUACCAAAUCAUGGAGAGACGCUCAGAAUCAUUGCAGGGGUUUAUCGUCAGAUCUGGUCAGCAUACACUCAGAAGAAGAGAAUGAGGCAGUACGUAAUGUGUCGGUGUCACGAGAUGUGUGGAUUGGCCUCUUCAGAGAUCCAUGGAAGUGGUCUGAUGGGAGCAACUCGUCAUUCCGUUACUGGAAACCGAUUCAACCGAACUAUCUUGAAGGUCAAGAUUGUGUUGCUGCUAUAUUCAAAGACAAUGGGCGUUGGAAUGACCUGAGAUGCACAGGCAAACGCAAUUUUGUCUGUCAUGGGGCAAAGAAAUCAAUUGCAACAACCACCGAUCAGACAAGUACACAUGAGACUCUUGUAACACAUAAACUGCCAACCAAUCUGACGAUGCCUCCAAACAGUUCAUCUCAAGGGGUCAUAACAUUUCAUUUCACUGUGGUCGCUGUUAGCCACCAAUCAAAUAGCAGUAAUUUUACCACCAAAGAAGCAACAACAGCCAGUAACCUGCCAAUGACAACAACAACAACAACAGCAACAGCAGAUCCUUUGUCAUAUGUGAACUCUACUGUGCUCAACAAUGCAACUACAGAAAUGUCAAGUAUGACAGCGACACAUCUACCACCCACAACUACUGUGCAAGUCUCUGCUUUAACAACACUGACGACUUCAAGCCAGAACACUACACAGUCUUCAACUCUACUGCCCACUGAAAAUAAUCAAGAUUUGACUUCAGGAAACCUGAUAUUAAUCCAGGAAAACAUGACAUGGACUGAAGCUAUGAGUUACUGCAGGGAGCAUCAUUUUGACCUUGUCUACAUUACAUCCAGAGACAUUCAGAAGAAAGUGGCUGAAAAGGCAAGAAACGCCACAUCAGCCCAUGUCUGGCUAGGCCUACGCUACACCUGUAACUUUGACUUUUGGUUCUGGACCAGUUCAGCCACUGGCUGUUACCAGAACUGGGCCCCAGGACAAGGAUCUGAGGUUAAAUAUGACUGUGGUGUUACUGGUGCCAUUGAGGCCACUGGGAGGCAGCAGUGGGUCGGCUUGCCUGAGACAGAAAAACUGAAUUUCAUCUGCCAUGCAUGUGCUGGAUAAGUGAGGAGAUGCUAUAUUUGUGCUAGUUAUACUUGCUUUGCUUGUACAGUUAUGGGUUUAACAUUAAAUACAGUGUUUUUGACUACUGUAACGUUAAGCCAGUGGACUCUGCGUGAGAAGAGAUAUGAUGAUUUUAAUUCUCACUUAUGACAUCACACUUUUACUUUUGUUGAAAUACAGCUGCCUCCUCUAUUGUUGAGACUGAAUUUCAUUAAAUAUGAAAACCUCAUGUGGUGCGUAGGCGUGCAUAUUCACAGUCAUGGGCAGCAAGAGUAAUGUGAGAAGAUUGAUCUGUUCCAUGCCUUUCACUCGGGGGUUACUAUUUGCAUGUUGACCUCCUGGGUUGGGCCCCUAAGAUUGUCUUUUUAGACCACCAAAGUACGGCCCCGAUCCAGACUGCCUGCUGCCCUCACUGACCUGACCUUCACUAGCAGCCACAUGGAGGACAGAGCACACAGACGCUCACCUUCCUGUCUGCACCCUUGAGGUACACGGAUCAUAUAUAACCAUGGGAACUGGCAAUGAUAAAACACUGUCAAUAUUCAAAACUGGAUUUUAUUGAUCUCUGUGACAAACUGUAUGACAUAAAUGCUACUCUUAAUUAACUGUCUUUACUUUUGUUCCAUAGAAGUAGUGGCUGGAGAAAUAUCAUCAGUGUUUGUGUAUUUUUAUUGUACUCCUUUCACUUUUCACAGCACAAUAGAAACUCCAUUGCUUUCCUCAAAUGAAUGAUUUUACAUGAAUAUAUAAAUAGGUUCUCAUUGUCAGUUAGUACAUGUUAAAGUCUAUGUUCCUUGUGGUAGAAAAAGGAGAAACUAUGUGGAAAAACAUUAAAAAUUGUUGCAAAAUAUGUGUUUAUUACUGCAUUUGAUUGUGACUGCUGUCAGUUUCAACUCUUGAGAAACGAAUUAUGAGAUUUGGUGGAUAUUGAGAGUCCUUAAACCACAAUUUAAUAAUAAAAUCUUCUCGUGUCUGCAUCCCACAUUCCUAUGGCCAACUGUUUAAGAGGAAGUGAC
This is a messenger RNA of Thunnus maccoyii (southern bluefin tuna), 2976 nucleotides long. RefSeq names its product macrophage mannose receptor 1-like. The transcript has 7 exons. NCBI's taxonomy places the organism in Eukaryota, Metazoa, Chordata, Actinopteri, Scombriformes, Scombridae. Bases 407 to 1960 code for a protein of 517 amino acids. The record is from RefSeq and is a predicted model, not a curated record.